AUGUGUUUGGUCAUAUAUGCUUUAAAUGUGAAUGAUUUUAAUGACAUAGUUGAUACUUCCAAGCUCCUUACUGCCUGUGAGAAAAUUGAUCCUGUAAAAGAAUGUUGCUACCAAAUUUGUCAGAAUGCUAUAUUAGAAGCAGCUACAACAAUUGCAUCAAAAGGUUCUGAUUUUUGGGACAUGGAUGCAUCACAUGUUCUACCUGAGCAUUCAAUUCGGGUCAAUGAUUGUAGAAAUAUAGUCCUCAGAUGGGUUGCUAGUAAGCUUGAUCCUUCUCAUGCCAAGAAAGUUCUAAGAGGACUGUCUAAUUGCAACGUGAACAAAGAUCUAGAUGAAAAACAUUGUCACUUGAGGCUUACCAGUAAGAUAUUUCAACAGUCAUCAUUUGUUUGUCCCCUGGUUCUCCCUGAUACUAGGCAAGUUGCCAAGGGCUGUGGACAUGGGAUAAGUCACAAGACAGCCUGCUCUAAUGCCAUGGAAAGCUAUGUGUCUCACUUACAGAAGCAAAGCUUCAUUACGAACUUGCAAGCUUUAGACUGUGCAGAAACUUUAGCAAUGAAAUUAAAAAAAUCAAAUAUCACUGAGGAUGUUUAUAGUCUGUCAUGUAAGCCUUAA
Molecule: messenger RNA, 615 nt
Organism: Lotus japonicus
Lineage: Eukaryota; Viridiplantae; Streptophyta; Magnoliopsida; Fabales; Fabaceae
Exons: 3
Coding region: 1-615 (204 amino acids)
Cellular component (GO): plasma membrane
Source: RefSeq, a predicted model, not a curated record